AUGAGAUCCCUACCAUUGGUCAUCGUGCUGCUGUGCAUGUUGUGUGCGGCGCAGGUUCAGACACAGGAGAGCGCCAACACACUGAAGCUGUGCGGUCGAGCUUUUCUAAGGGCAGUGGUGUUCAACUGCGGAGGAUCCAGGUGGAGAAGAUUUAUGGGAGAAGAGGAUACUUUCCCAGAAGGUCAAGAGGCAAACCUCCUAAAGUGGAUAGAUGAGUCAGUAAUGGAACGUCAAUUGCGGGACCAAAACGCGGCCUUGAUGAGAACGUGCUGCCAACAGGGUUGUCAAAAAAGCGACCUGUCCAUGCUCUGCUAG
Messenger RNA from Neolamprologus brichardi, 315 nucleotides. The record is from RefSeq and is a predicted model, not a curated record. Lineage: Eukaryota; Metazoa; Chordata; Actinopteri; Cichliformes; Cichlidae.